This is a messenger RNA of Ascochyta rabiei, 879 nucleotides long. RefSeq lists its product as uncharacterized. Bases 1 to 879 code for a protein of 292 amino acids. The record is from RefSeq and is a predicted model, not a curated record. The transcript is spliced from 2 exons. Lineage: Eukaryota; Fungi; Ascomycota; Dothideomycetes; Pleosporales; Didymellaceae.
AUGCCAGACACAGACAUCCCCCCAGGCACCAACGGCCCCUGGCACGCUCUCGACGCCGACUACCCGGCCGGCAUGAUCUGGGAAGGCACAAUGUUCGCGCCCGGCCGAGACGAGGCUGUCUGGGGACGGCAAGAUGCGCUGGAAGUCGUUGGACCACCAGGCCCUCUAGACGACGAAACCGCACCAGACUACACCUGGCGCGUGACCAACUCCGGACGGCGUGUGUACACGGGCGAGGCGCGGGUUAGGAGUAAGCGGCCGGGUGCGCAGCAGAUGGCGUACCAGACGGGGUUCUGGGCGCGGUGGGACCGGGGGGAGCGGUGGGUUGCGAGGGGUGGUGAGGUUGCGGGGGAGCGGUUUCCCGACGGGCUGCCUAUUCGCUCGGGGGGUGGAGAGGGGCAAGUGUUGGGGAGGGAGGGAAGCGCGCCUACACCAGUGCCUGCAGAGAUGCGGAUCGUGUCGAUGCGUGAGCACAACCGGGGAGGAUUUGGAGAUUUGGCUCGGCACCCACAAGUCCCCGUACCAAGCACCGCUAUCGCCGUCGACGCACAUGUAGACGGCGAGUACGAAAUAGAUACAGACUUCCCCACCACCAUCACACCCACCCCACACCCCCCCGCCGUCAUCGCAGCGCAGAACGAUCUCGUCUCAGACAGCACACCGCCCAAGACGUCACCGCCCCGCGUCAUCACCACCUGGGACGACGACAACCUGCUGAGCCUCUGGAAGUGGAAGGUGAUUCGCAAGAAAGGGUUCGAGCCGAUGCUGGCGCACUUUGAGGGGCAGACGGUGCAGUCGCUGCGGCAGGCGUGGACGACGCAUAGAGUGCGGUGCGGGGAGUUGGGGAGGGCGUGGAGGGGGGCGGGGAGUGGGUCGUAG